This is a messenger RNA of Vanrija pseudolonga, 1715 nucleotides long. RefSeq names its product N amino acid transport system protein. NCBI's taxonomy places the organism in Eukaryota, Fungi, Basidiomycota, Tremellomycetes, Trichosporonales, Trichosporonaceae. Gene Ontology annotation, biological process: amino acid transmembrane transport. The record is from RefSeq and is a predicted model, not a curated record. The transcript has 4 exons. Gene Ontology annotation, molecular function: L-amino acid transmembrane transporter activity. Bases 115 to 1668 code for a protein of 517 amino acids.
GUGCGCCGACUGACUCAUGGCUCGUCUGACUCGCGCCAGCCUCCCUCCGGGACACCGGUAAAGCAACUGUCCUGUUCUUCAUCUCACUGUCGCUCCCUCCGCACACUCACCACCAUGACGACCCCGCCGAUCUACACCACGUCGACUUCGGCAGGCGGCAUCAGGCUGAACGAGUAUCCGCCCUCAAGGCGCUCGUCGUCCCACCACGCCGUGUCGCACAAGGCCAGCAGCGCGAAGAAUGCGCCGUAUGGUGACCAUCCCGAAGUUGGCCCGGCCAAGGACGGAAGCCAUGGCGAGAGCGGCGGAAUGGACGACGACGAGCCGCUCUUUGACGCCGUGUUCGGCGAGCUGUCGGCCAAGGGGCCAAACUACCGUGCUGUCGGCACGAUGGGCGCCUUCGUGCUCAUCACGAAAGCCAACCUCGGUCUCGGCGUCCUCUCCAUCCCCUUCGUCUUCAUGACCCUCGGCAUCGUCCCCGGCGUGAUCGUCAUCCUCGUGGUGCAGACAAUGAUCGGGUACUGCGCGGCUGCGAUCGGGCCGUUCAAGCGCAACCAUCCCGAGGUGUACGGUCUCGCCGACGCGGGCUACGUGUUUGGCGGUGUCUGGGCCAAGGAAUACCUGUACGGGGUGUUCAGCGUCAACCUCAUCAUGAUCAUCUCCUCCGCCAUCGUGUCCAUCUCAGUCGCGCUCAACGCCAUCUCAGUGCACGGCGCAUGCACGGCCAUCUUCGUCGCCGUCGCCGCCAUCGCGGGGUGUUUCAUGGGCUCGUUCCGCACACUUAACAAGAUCACCUGGUUCGGCUGGGUCGGCCUUGCGUUCCUCAUCGCGUCGGUCUUGACGCUCACCGUUGCUGUUGGCGUGCAGGACCGCCCAGCCGCCGCGCCGCCCACCGGCCCGUGGGACAAGGACAUCAAGGUCGUCGCCAAGCCGCCCUUUGCCGCGGCGAUGGGCGCCGUCAACGCCGUCAUGUUCUCGUACGGCGCCACACCCACAUACUUCAACAUCAUCUCCGAGAUGCGCGACCCCCGCGGCUACACCACGGCCAUGGCGUCGUCGAUCGGCCUCAUGACCGUCGUCUACCUCGUCAUCGGCAACGUGGUGUACCACUUCACGGGGCAGUACGUCUCGUCGCCCUCGCUCGGCUCCGCCGGCCCGCUCAUGAAGAAGGUCUGCUACGGCAUUGCCCUGCCGGCGCUCUUCGCCUCGCUCACCAUCGUCACCCACAUCCAAUCCAAGCAUGUCUUUGUGCGCAUCCUCUCGACGCCAAGCCGCCAGCGCCACCUCGUGUCCAACUCGUGGACUCACUGGCUCACCUGGAUCGGCACACUCGUCGGCUCGUCGCUCAUCGCGUACGUUAUCGCCUCGGCCGUGCCCAACUUUGGCAGCAUCAUCUCGCUCAUCGGCGCCCUCAUCGUGCCGUCCGCCGCCAUCAUCCCGUACCCCCUCAUGUGGUGGCACGACAACUGGCGCUUCAGGACGAGCGAGGAGCGCCGCGAGCCCAAGCGCCAGCUCCUGUUCGUUAUCAACGCCAUCAUUGUCCUCGUCGGCCUCUUCAUCACCGGUGCCGGCACCUACUCUGCGGUCGAGGACAUUAUCGCAUCGACUGCGGCUGGUGCUGGCCCGUGGACUUGCGCCGACAACUCAAACUCGGUGAAGAAGGCCGAGUAAGACUGCUGCAUUGUAUAUUAUCGCAUCAUGGAAGCAUCUGUGGGGGA